AGAUUUAUAUGGUUAAAGAAACAUUGUUUGUGUGAUUUUUACAGAUUUUAGGGAAAAUUCAUAUUUACCGAUUUUAAACUAGGCUCAGUGAGUAUCAAACAAUGUCACUAGCUACUUAAUUUGAUCGCUCGGUAAGCUUGGAAAGCAAGAAUUUUAGGGAGAGAAGGUAAAAUUCCUACAGAUUUUUAUUAAACUUCCGCUAAUCUUCUCUCUGGAUACCUUUAAAAGCAACACGACAGCCCGUAACUUUGUGAGCAUCCAGGCACUCUUCAAGUCCUUGCCGGCGCGCGCCACCCCGGCCGCAACCAAGACACAGCGGGACAACCACAUGGCGCACGACGGCGGCGCCAAUGGCACCGCCGCGCCGCUGCUCGCCUCGUCUGCAGGCAAGCCGCGGCGGAACAUGUACGCCUUCGGAUGCGCCACGCUCGCCUCCAUGACGACCAUCCUCAUGGGUUACAAUCUCGCGCUGAUGAGCGGUGCGCAGCUGUUCAUCCGGGAGGACCUGGGCCUCUCCGACGCGCAGAUCGAGGUGCUCGCAGGGUCCAUAAACGUGUCCAUGCUCGUGUCCAUCCUCGCCGCCGGCUGGGCGGCCGACCUGCUGGGCCGUCGCGGCACGCUCGUGCUCGCCAACGCCUUUCUCAUGGCCGGCCCGCUCGCCAUGUCGCUCGGCGGCAGCUACGCCACGCUCAUGGCCGCGCGCUUCGUCACCAGCAUCGGGUCCGGGUUCUCCAUCGUUGUCACAUCGGUUUACAACGCCGAGAUCUCGCCGGCGUCCACGCGCGGCCUCUUGUCGUCGUUUCUUGACAUGUUUAUCAGCGUCGGCUUGCUGCUUAGCUACGUGUCAAACUACGCCUUCGCCGGCUUGCCAGUGCACCUCGGCUGGCGCAUCAUGUACGCCGUCGGCGUGCUCCCGCCCGUGUUCCUCGGCGUGGGCGUGCUCGCCAUGCCGGAGUCGCCGCGGUGGCUCGCGAUGCGCGGGCGCCACGCCGACGCGCGCGCGGUGCUCGUGCGCACCUCAGACAGCCCGGCCGAGGCCGACCUCCGCCUCGAGGAGAUCAAGAAGGCCGUCGAGGAGCCGCAGGUUAGCGACGGAGGCAGCGUCUGGAAGGAGCUGCUCGUCCGGCCAACGGCGAGUGUGCGUCGGAUCCUCAUCUGCGUGGCCGGGAUUCAUUUCUUCCAGCAAGCGUCCGGCAUCGACGCCAUCGUUUUGUACAGCCCGCUAGUGUUCAAGAAGGCUGGCAUGUCAUCGAACGGCGCCAUCCUGGGCGCCACCGUCGCCGUCGGAGUGGUCAAGGCGUGCUUCGUCCUCGUGGCCACACUCUUCUCCGACCGCCUAGGCCGGCGACCCCUCCUCCUCACCAGCACGGCCGGCGUGGCCGCCACGAUGACGUCGCUAGGGAUAACGCUCAGCGCCGGCGUGACGUCGACGGCAAGCGCAGCAGCCAGCGUCGCGUCGGUGCUGGCCUUUGUGGCGGCGUUCUCGGUCGGGUUCGGGCCGCUGGCAGGCACGUACAGCGCGGAGAUCAUGCCGCUGCGCCUGCGUGCGCAGGGCGCGAGCUUGGGCAUGGCGGUGAACCGGCUGACGUGCGGGUUGGUGAGCAUGACCUUCAUCUCGCUCGCCGAUGCGAUCACCAUGCCGGGAUGCUUCUUCCUAUACGCUGGGGUGGCGGCGGUAGCAUGUGUGUUCGUGUACGCGCGGCUGCCAGAGACGAGGGGCCGGAGCUUGGAGGACAUGGAUGUGCUCUUCGCCAAGUGAUCCUCGACGCCUUCGUCACCAUCAGUGACCGAGGCCGAGCAGUGGUUAUCUUUAUUUGGGUUUUGUUUUUUAUUUAUCGUUUUAGACAUCUAUAAGGUCUCUAAUCCAUACAUUUUGACGUUGAAAUUUUAUAGCAUUUGUUAUUAAAAGUUAUUGAAAAGUAUUUCUAAUGAUAAAUUUAUUUAUUCUA
Molecule: messenger RNA, 1949 nt
Organism: Phragmites australis (common reed)
Lineage: Eukaryota; Viridiplantae; Streptophyta; Magnoliopsida; Poales; Poaceae
Product: polyol transporter 5-like
Exons: 3
Coding region: 329-1759 (476 amino acids)
Biological process (GO): transmembrane transport
Cellular component (GO): membrane
Molecular function (GO): carbohydrate transmembrane transporter activity
Source: RefSeq, a predicted model, not a curated record